Molecule: messenger RNA, 567 nt
Organism: Nicotiana tabacum (common tobacco)
Lineage: Eukaryota; Viridiplantae; Streptophyta; Magnoliopsida; Solanales; Solanaceae
Product: protein SODIUM POTASSIUM ROOT DEFECTIVE 2-like
Molecular function (GO): metal ion binding
Source: RefSeq, a predicted model, not a curated record
AUGAACUACAAGAAAUUAGGAGGCAGCAGGAAGAUGAGAGGAUUUAUGUGCCAGCCUGAAGUGGCAACUGCAGUGUGCAUGAGCUGUGAUUCAAGGUCAGUUGUUGUUCCGGCGGCGAGGCGUAGAAUGUUGGUGGAAGAACAUGCAAAAUUAAUUAACAACUACUCUAAAUGUACUAGGUUAGGGGAUGUACCUCGUACACUUGGUUCUAUGCCUAUGAUCAGUACUGCUACUACUACCACUAGUAGUAGGAGAUCAAGAAAUGGUGUUGGCGCUGUUUCCUCUCUUCCUGUUUUGACUAUUAAGAAAGAUGAAGAAAAAGGUUCCCAAAUUGUUGUUCCUUCACUACUCUCUUCAGAUAACACAUUCCAGGUUGUUGUGAUGAGAGUAUCUCUUCAUUGUCAAGGCUGUGCUGGUAAAGUGAAGAAACAUCUCUCCAAAAUGGAAGGGGUGACAUCUUUCAGCAUAGACUUGGAUAGCAAAAGGGUAACUGUGAUGGGACACGUGUCACCUGUUGGUGUGUUGGAAAGCAUAUCGAAAGUGAAAAGAGCUGAAUUUUGGCCCUGA